CUGGGGGAGCCAUUGUUACAGAUUUGAAACGAUCUUUCUGGAGGAAAUAGCUGCUUUGGUAUUAUACCAUGCUAAGGUUCCUUCCUGUCCUCAAACCCCACCCUCUCCAGGCUGUACCCUCAAAAUCUCCAGGAAUUCCCCAUCAUGGAACUGUCAGCCCUAAGAGCAAAAGGGGGCUGAAUGGCUGAAGCAGUGUUGGAUCCUGCGGUUGUGAUGGAGGGUCUGAAAUGGUUGUUGGGUUGAACUGGCUGGUAAUGAGCAGGAAUAGACUGGGAAACUAAACUGGCCCAGGAGCAAGCCAGGAGGAGUGGCGUUCUGUGGUGCUGCAUGCCAGUACAACUGAGGCUGCACAGUUAUGACAUGCAGGGCUUUUGAGGAGAAGCACCUCUCCUCCCUUGACCCCAUUAAGCAGUUCUCUGUAUGGUUUGAAGAGGCUUUGAGAUGUCCAUCCAUUGGGGAAGUCAAUGCAAUGUGCUUGGCCACCUGCACGAGCGAUGGAAGACCAUCUGCACGGAUGCUGCUUUUAAAGGGGUUUAACCAAGAAGGCUUUCGGUUUUUUACCAACCAUGAGAGUCGGAAAGGAAGGGAACUGGACUCCAACCCAUUUGCUUCAAUUGUCUUCUAUUGGGAGCCUCUAAAUCGCCAGGUGCGGGUCGAGGGCUCUGUGGAGAGGCUCCCUGAAAAGGAGUCUGAGAAGUACUUCCAUUCACGACCAAAGAGCAGCCAAAUUGGGGCUGUUGUGAGCAGGCAAAGCACAGUGAUUGCUGACAGAGAGUAUUUGCGGAAGAAGAAUGCAGAAUUUGAAGAGGUGUACUGUGAGGCCACAGUGCCUAAGCCAGCCUACUGGGGAGGAUAUAUCCUGAAGCCGGAAGUCAUGGAGUUCUGGCAGGGUCAAACCAACCGUCUACAUGAUCGCAUCGUCUUCAGAUACCUCCCGAGCAGCAGCACACCUUUGGGGCCCAUGACCCACAAAGGGGCUGGCAACUGGGUGUACGAGAGACUUGCUCCUUGAAGAACUUGUGUGUGGUGUUGGGAGGGGUAUUGUCCUAUUUACUCUUAUACUUGGAACAUUGGUGCCAAAGGCUUUCCUUCCCUCUCCCUACUCACUUGAGAUGGAACAGAUGGUAAAGAGAUAGUGGACAGAGUGCUGGGAUUGGACAGGGAGACCUGGCUCAAAACCCUUACAGGUGACCCUGGGCAAUCAGCCUAACCUAUCUCAGAGUUGUUGUGAGGAUAAAAAUGAGCUAAUUUCCAUCUACACUGCUCUGAGCUUGGCAGUAGUGUGGGAUACAUGAGUAACUAAUAAUGGAAAUAAUCUGUUUGAACCCCUUUCAAAUUUGUCAUGCAUCUCAACCCCAAGCAACCCUGGGAAAUACAGUUCUAUUAAGGCAGUUUGCAUUCUUAAAACUUUCAAAUGUUACUUUCCAAGGUUUUAGAAGUUGGGGAGCUGACUUUUUCAGAUGGGCUUAAUUUUAUUCUUUGGAUAUAUCUUUUAUGUCAGGGGUACUUGACAUCUUGAACCAUAGGCACUUUUGGAAGUUUGAGAAUGGGUAGUUGGUGCAGCCACAAAAUGGCUGCUAUGGAGAGGUGGAGGCCAACCACAAAACAAUAAUAAUAAUAAUAAUAAUAAUAUUUGAUUUAUAUACAGCCCUUCAGGAUGACUUAACACCCUCUCAGAGCUGUUUACAAAAUAUGUUAUUAUCCCCACAACAACAAUCACCCUGUGAGGUGGGUGGGUUUGAGAGAGCUCCCAGAAACUGUGACUGACCCCAGGUCGCCCAGCUGGCUACAAGUGGAGGAAUGGGGAAUCAAACCCAGUUCUCCAGAUUAGAGCCCCACGCUUUUAACCACUACACCAAACUGGCGCUGAGAGGUAGCCAUUUCCCUGGCAGCCCGCUGGUCAUGUUUCUUUUCUAUAGCACCUCCAAGUCCAGAGGGAUGGAGGAAAAGUCAGGACUGGCUCUCUGCCUUGUUGGGGAUUGGCACCAUGUUGGGGAAUCACUGUUCUAGGUAGGUCUGCCUUUGGACAUAGUAGGUAGACUUAGGUUUAGGGCUCCCUAAAUUCAGUAAAUCCGAUUGUCAAGAUGAGGAGUGUUUUAUGUCCUGCCCAGGAGAUUAAAAGUUCUGUAGCUAGAUAAAUGUAAGUGAAGCAUGUAGAUAAGUAUUUCUCCUUGGCAUAAUUCCGUUUCAGAAGUUAAUGCACACAAAAAGUGGAAUUUAGGGGGGAAGGAUUGGGGAGGGAUGAAAGAUGGUGAUGAUGGACCAGCACUUAAUGCAACAUUAGGCACUAUAUGCAAAAAUAGGAACACAGCGAAGGGGGUAUAUGACCCACCAACUCAGAAGCUAGAAUCAGUGGGGAGGGGGCUGAGCCCCCCUAGGCCACCCUUCAUUUUUGCUUCUGAUUUCACUUCAUAAUACUGCUCUCUGUGCUUCUCAGUUAAAACUAGAAACUUGCUUUUUAAAAAAUGAGAGUUGAGGUUCUCAGAAUGCUGAAACAUGGCCUGAAUGUUAGCUUUCUGGUCUGGAUAUAAAACUUUCAUGCUUGCAUGACAGUUUCAGGGCUACAUAAAUUAAUCAAGCUCACUUGUAAAGGUUUUAAACCUGAGAGCUCCCUACUUCAUUCUGCCAUGUGUCUUUCAAGGUGACAGCUAUUAUAUAUGCUUACAUAAAAUAAAAAAUCCAUAAUGGGUUGUUGCACACCAGAAUGUGAAGUGCAAUAAUAAAUCAGUAACUGAUCCUAAUUGAUCAAGUUUGUGUGUGUGUGUGUGUGUGUGGUGCUGUUUAUUGUUCAUCAAAAGAGGCUCGGAUCCUCAAGACUGUCGUUAGGAAUUCCUGUAGCACCUGUGGUCUGACUGAUCUGGCAUCAGAGUGUUGCUGUGCGUCAAGUUUCAGUCUUUUGUCUGUGUAUAAACAUUUGGAAAUAAAAGUCUAACCUGGUGACUGAAA
Messenger RNA from Eublepharis macularius, 2946 nucleotides. It is a transcript of the gene PNPO, whose product is annotated as pyridoxamine 5'-phosphate oxidase. NCBI's taxonomy places the organism in Eukaryota, Metazoa, Chordata, Lepidosauria, Squamata, Eublepharidae. Gene Ontology annotation, molecular function: pyridoxamine phosphate oxidase activity; FMN binding. Gene Ontology annotation, biological process: pyridoxal 5'-phosphate biosynthetic process; pyridoxine biosynthetic process. The record is from RefSeq and is a predicted model, not a curated record. The transcript has 7 exons. The coding region runs from base 356 to 1012 and encodes 218 amino acids.